This is a messenger RNA of Porites evermanni, 3090 nucleotides long. Lineage: Eukaryota; Metazoa; Cnidaria; Anthozoa; Scleractinia; Poritidae. The record is from the annotation of a GenBank genome assembly.
AUGAACAAUCUAGAACAGCUCGUGGACGCUUUAUGCAUUGGUGUAGGUGUUGCUGCGCUCCUUCUCAACACCAAUCGAGUUGAAAAAGCUAUUCAGGUGUACAAGGAAUGCGUGCUCCUCCUUAAUAAUAAAGCCCUUGAAAAAGAAAAGGAAUUCGUUGAGUUAACCACCUACGUGAUUUACUUCCCAAUGAUUAUCGCGUACCGUCUUAUGAAUAACCCCGCGAGUGCCAUAGAAUGUGGAAGAGAACUCAUGGCGAUUCAACGAAGAACUGGUAAAAGAGACUUGGAAGGAAAGGUCAUGUUUGAACUCGCGAUGGUUUAUGAACAGCAACUUAAGUAUGAGGAAGCAAAAGAGUAUUAUCCUAAAGCACUUCCUAGCUAUAUGGCAACUGGUCAAAAACGAGAAGAAGCAUUCUGCUACGGUAAACUUGGAUCGUGUCUUAUGUCCUUAGGAGAAUACGGCAAAGCUAAAGAAUGUCUGGAAAAGGGAAUUGUCCUCUCAAAUCGAAUUGGAGUCCAAGAUGUAGGAUGCAUCUGUUAUAGUAAGCUAGGAACUUUAUUUUAUUCCUUUGGUGAGUACGGCAAGGCUAAAGAAAAUCUUGAAAAAGCUCUUGCAAUCAGUAAAGAGACCGGUGAUAAGAGAGGAGAAGCUACCUCUUAUGGGAACUUAGGAAACGUUUUUAAGUCCACUGGAGAAUAUUUAAAAGCUAAAAAGUAUUUCAAAACAGCACUUUCAAUCCUAGGAGAAAUUGGCGACAAAAAAGAACGGGGCUCAUGCUAUUCUAGCCUAGCAACCAUCUUCCUGCAUCUUGGUGAAGGUGCCAAGGCUAAAGAAUAUCUUGAGAAAGCGCUUGUGAUGGCAAAAGAAGUUGGUGCAAGGAGAGUUGUAGCCUCGUGUUACUGUAACUUAGCAACUGUAGCCCACUUACAUGGUGAAAAUGCCAAGGCUAAGGAAUAUCUAGAAAAGGCACUUGUGAUCGUGAAGAAAGUUGGUGACAAGAGAGAUGAAGCUACAUGUUAUGGAAACCUUGGAGAAGUGUUACAGUCUAUCGGCAGCUAUGCUGAAGCUAAAGAACAUUUCGAAAAAUCACUUACAUUAGCAAAGAAUACAGGUUACCGAGAAUUAGAAGCUGUUCAGCGUAGAAACCUAGGCACUCUAUCGCAGGCUCUCGGUGAGUAUUCCAAGGCGAAAGAAUACCUCGAAGAGGCACUUUUGAUUGCAAAGGAAAUUGGAAACCAACAGAGAGAAGCCUUAUUUUUAGGAGACCUAGGAACUGUGUUUCAAGAUCUCGAGAAAUACGUCAAGGCUAGAGAGUGUCACGAAAAAGCACUUACGAUUCACAAGAAAAUCGGUAACAGAGCUGGAGAAGCAGCAACUCUCGGAAACCUAGGAAGAGUGUACAAAUAUUUCGGUGAAUAUGACAUGGCGGUGAAAUUUCUUUACGAAGCACUUGAUUUGGCAAAAGAAAUUGACAGCAGAGAAUACGAAGCUAAAAGCUACCAACAUCUAGGAACUGUAUUUCUGUCUCUCAACGAAAAUGCCAAGGCUAACGAAUAUCUGGAGAAAGCGCUAGUGAUGCACAAAGAGGAAGGAAGCAAAUCGUCUGAGUUAACGACCCACUUUUGCCUUUCGCUACUCAUGUUAAAUGAAAACCACAUGCAUGAAGCUAAAGCGCAUCUUUUUGAAAGCACGUCCAAGGCUGAGGAUAUGCGCAGCCUUCUGGGAGAAGAUGAUAACUUGAAGGUUUCGCUUUUUGACGAACAUGUUCAUUGUUACAAGUGUCUCAGUUAUUUGUUUUGUGCCAAUAAAGAUCCCUCAAACGCUCUCUACGCUGCGGAGCUUGGACGAGCCAGAGCCCUUGCAGACCUAAUGCUAUCUAAGUACUCAAUGGAGAAAGGGAAACCAGUCAAUCCACAGUCAUGGGUUGGUAUAGAAGGGAUAGUAAAGAAUGAAAGUCGCUGUGUGUGCCUGUAUGUGUCUUAUUAUGAACAAUUUAUAUUCUUAUGGUUACUCAAAGACGGAGAACCAAUGCUUUACAGAUCAGUUAUGCUUGAUAACUGCAAGGCAUUAAAACUCGUUGAAUAUUUGGGCAGUGGAACUCGUGGAAAUCAGGUCAAAUGUGAGGAUCGAUCUUGGUGUCCUUCAAAUGUGAGUGAGCCAAAGCGAGAAUCAGCAUCGAAUGGAGAUAUCGCGAACGUUUUCCAAAUUUCGACCGAAGAAACCCAAGAGAUUCUAGCUUUUUAUUACCAAAUGAUCAUCAAUCCUGUUGCUGACGUACUCGAGGAACCCGAAAUCGUCUUUGUCCCAGAUCGCGUCUUUUACAAACUUCCAUUUGCGGCUUUAAAGGACCAGAGUGGUAAAUAUUUGUCAGAAGCUUUCAGAAUCCGCGUCGUCCCCUCUUUAACGACUCUGAGGCUUAUUCAGGACAGUCCAGCAGAUUAUCACAGCCAGACUGGUGCACUGAUUGUAGGUGAUCCCGAUGUUGGACAGGUGCGGUAUGAAGGUGAAAUUUGCCAUCCACCGAGGUUGCCAUUUGCGCUAAGAGAAGCAGAGAUGAUUUCCCAACUUUUAGGAACAAAACCUCUGGCAGGAAAACAUGCAACAAAGCAGGUCAUACUACAGAGCAUAAAUUCAGUGAGUUUGAUUCAUUUCGCUGCUCAUGGUAAUGCCGAAAGAGGUGAAAUCGUCCUUGCACCAUCACUCUCCACUAAUGCAAUUCCUCAAGAAGAAGACUACCUGCUGACGAUGGCCGACAUCGCACAUGUUCGACUGCGAGCCAAACUGGUAGUCCUCAGUUGUUGUCACAGUGCGGAAGGACAGAUCAGAGCCGAGGGAGUGGUUGGAAUCGCUCGCGCGUUCUUAGGGGCUGGUGCGCGCUCCGUGUUGGUGGCAUUGUGGGCCAUAGACGAUAUUGCAACAGAGCAGUUCAUGAGUCGUUUUUACGAGCAUCUUGUUCGUGGGGAAAGUGCUAGUGAAUCUCUUUACCAGGCUAUGAAGUGGAUGAGGAAUAACGGCUUUUCCGACAUACAAGAAUGGGCACCCUUUCAGCUGAUUGGAGAUAACGUGACAUUUCAUUUUGACAAAUAA